Messenger RNA from Penicillium griseofulvum, 7167 nucleotides. RefSeq names its product chromatin-remodeling histone chaperone SPT6 (gene spt6). Gene Ontology annotation, molecular function: DNA binding; histone binding; lipid binding. The transcript has 6 exons. Gene Ontology annotation, cellular component: transcription elongation factor complex. Gene Ontology annotation, biological process: nucleosome organization; positive regulation of transcription elongation by RNA polymerase II; mRNA transcription by RNA polymerase II. The coding region runs from base 1 to 7167 and encodes 2388 amino acids. The record is from RefSeq and is a predicted model, not a curated record. NCBI's taxonomy places the organism in Eukaryota, Fungi, Ascomycota, Eurotiomycetes, Eurotiales, Aspergillaceae.
AUGAGCCUUCGCGACCUGAUCGAGGGUGAGGCGAUCAUGGAUGACGAGGAGGAGGAAGUCGCCGAUGAUUAUGAUGCCGAUGGCCGCCAGGGCGCGGGCACCACCGGCCCCUACAAUGACUCGAGCGAGGAGGAAGAUGAAGAAGAAGAUGACGAGGAGGCUGCUCGCGCCGUCCGUGAAGGUUUCAUUGUUGAUGAGGAUGAAGAAGAAGAACGCGCCGCUCGCAAGCACAGGAAACGCCCACGCACUGCCCGCGAAGAAGAGCACCUCGAUGAAGAAGAUCUGGAGCUCAUUGGACAUGGUCCAAGUCAGCUUCGUGGACCAACCACUGAGUCAAAGUUUAAGCGCUUGAAGCGAGGCAAGGAUCGCGAGAGCCACCAGCCGUCUCAUGGUGUCGAUGAUAUUUUCAACUCAGACGAAGAGGAGGAAGCGCAACAAUAUGCUAGACCAGGCCAACGCCGUGGACUGCGCGAUGAAAUGGACGACUUUAUUGAAGAAGAUACUUUCUCCGACGAUGAGGCCCAGCGCGAACGGGAUGACCUUGGGGUUGCGCCUGCUUCCAGAGUCAACAAGACCGGCUUGAUUCCGACUGACACGUCGGGCUUGGAUGAAAAUGCACUUGAGGAUAUGCGCGCUGCAUUCGGUGAUGGCACAGAGUACGAUUUCGCACUGCAAAUGGAAGACCAAGAGGACGCGGACAAACAGACCGAAGAACGUCACCUAGACUUGAAGGACGUCUUUGAACCGUCUGAGCUGGCUGAAAGGAUGCUGACGGAGGAUGAUAACGAAAUUCGUCUCCUCGAUGAACCCGAACGCCAUCAGGUUGCUCGCAAGCCCUAUAAGCAUGUGACAUUAACCGAGGAUCAAUUCCGGGAGGAGGCAGUCUGGAUCUCGAACUUGAUGCUGCUCAAGAAGCGUAUGGAUCCUGAACUGCGCGAACCAUUCCAGCGCUCAGUCGCCAAAAUGUUGGAAUUCCUGAUCACGGACGACUGGGAAGUGCCUUUCAUUUUCCAGCAUCGCAAGGAUUACAUGAUUCACGCUGUGAAAGAGGCCAAUGACACCGAUCCCGGCGACGGCUCCGCCCAAUAUAGUAUCCGCGCUGAGAAACUUCUCAAUAUGACCGAUCUAUGGGAUAUCUUCGACCAUGAUCUCAAAUUCCGUGCUUUGGUCGAUAAGCGUGGUACAAUAAAAAAGACAUAUGAAAACCUGCAAAAUCUCUUCAAUGUGAACGAUUCAAAUGUCGAGGAUCAACUUGCUGCGGCCGCGACCAUGGAGGAGCUCCAAGAUGUGCAAGACUAUAUCCAUUUCCAGUACUCCUCCCAGCUACGGGAUCUCACCCAGGUCAAUGGCGAGGCUACUGGAGAAACGCAACGCCGGAAAGCCACUGGUAGAUCUUUCUUUGAGCGGGUUCGAAAUGGCAAGGCUUAUGGCUUUGUGCGUUCUUUCGGCAUCUCUGCAGAUGCUUUUGCUCAGAAUGCGUCCAAGGAAGGUCGCCGGAAAUACACCGACGAUCCCAACCAGCGGCCGGAAGUGCUGGCAGAUCAGUAUGUCGACAACGACUUUUCCAACAGUUCUCAUGUCCUCAAAGCCGCUAAGUCGAUGUUCGCUGAAGAGCUUGCUGUCAGCCCAAAAAUGCGCAAGGUGAUGCGUCAGGCAUACUACAUGAACGGAGUCGUUGAUUGCUUCCGCACAGAGAAAGGGCUUCGCCGGAUCGAUGAGCAGCAUCCGUACGCUGAAUUCAAAUAUCUGCGGAACCAGCAGUUAAGUGAUAUCGCUCGUCGCCCAGAGAUGUUCUUGCGCAUGCUCAAGGCCGAGGAAGAAGGACUCGUUGAUGUGCGGGUACGGUUCGAGAACUUUGAUCAGUUCCGCACACGUCUCUACGCCGACAUUGAGUCAGACAACUACAGUGAGAUUGCUGAUGCUUGGAACCGUGUUCGCCGUGAGGUGCUGGAUCUGGCCUUGGCCAAACUGGAGAAGUUGAUCAACCGCAGUGUAAAGGAAAACAUUCGACAGGAAUGUGAGAACCAUGUGGCCAAGGAGUGCCGCGAGGCGUUUUCACAACGUCUCGACCAGGCCCCUUACAAACCCAAGGGCAUGGUCUUGGGUACAGUGCCCCGUGUGCUCACUCUUUCCACUGGAUCUGGUCAGGUGGGCCGGGACCCCAUUCACUGGGCUUACACAGAAGAAGAUGGCCGAGUCUUGGAGAAUGGCAAAUUCAUUGACCUUUCCGUGGGAGAUGAAAGCCGUGGCAUUGCAGACGGUGAAAACCUGGCCGCCUUUGUGGAUCUGAUGGAUCGUCGUCGACCAGAUGUCAUCGGUGUUUCAGGUAUGACGCCAGAGACGCGCCGCCUGUACAAGCUUAUAUCCGAAAUUGUCGACCAGAAAGACAUGCGUGGUGCAUCCUACACAAAUGAGCACGAUGAGGAGGUCAGCGACCCCUUGGAGGUGGUCAUUGUCAAUGAUGAGGUUGCCCGAUUGUACCACAACAGCCCUCGCGCCAGAAGCGACAAUCCAGGCUUUGGACCCUUGACCCAUUACUGUGUGGCUCUCGGCCGGUACUUGCAGAGCCCCCUCAAGGAAUAUGCCUCCUUGGGCCGUGACGUUGUCUCCAUCCAGUUCAAACCAGGCCAGCAACUAGUCUCCCAGGACCUGCUUCUCAAGCAGCUGGAAACCGCCCUAGUGGACAUGGUAAACCUCGUCGGCGUUGAUCUCAAUGAGGCAGUCGCCGACACGGCAACAGCUAAUCUCUUGCCGUAUGUCUGUGGACUGGGCCCCCGAAAGGCGGCUCACUUACUCAAGAUUGUCAAUAUGAACGGCGGAGUCGUUAACAACCGGGUGGAAUUGCUUGGUGUCAACGCGACAUAUCCGGCUAUGGGUGUUAAAGUUUGGAACAACUGUGCUAGUUUCGUCUACAUCGACUUCGAGAAUGCUGAUCCCGAUGCCGAUCCGCUGGACAACACGCGCGUUCAUCCUGAAGACUAUGAUAUUGCCCGUAAGAUGGCCGCUGAUGCAUUGGAGUUGGACGAGGAAGAUAUCAAGGCCGAGACUGACGAGAACGGCACGGGUGCUAUCAUGCGAAAACUUUUCAGGGAAGAGGCACAGGACCGUGUCAACGAUCUCAUAUUAGAGGAGUACGCAGAGCAGCUUGAGAGAAACCUCAAUCAGCGCAAGCGUGCUACCCUUGAGACGAUCCGAGCGGAGUUGCAACAACCCUACGAGGAAUUGCGCAAGCACUAUGUUUUCCUCAGCACCGAUGAUAUUUUCACAAUGCUCACCGGCGAAACGCCUGACUCCUUAACACCUGGUAUGGUGGUGCCCAUUGCCAUUAAGCGGGUAUUUGAGGAUCACAUUGAGGCCAAAUUGGAUUGCGGAAUUGAUGUGCUUGUGGCCGAAACCGAACUCGGUGUUCCCUACGACAUCCCUGUACGCAACGCGUACCAAGUCCACCAGACCGUCCCGGCCAAGAUCUUGUUCUUGAACCGCAAGGCUUUCUCUUGCAACGUCUCUCUGCGCGAGGAUCAGGUUAGUAAUCCAACACGCCGGAACCAGGAACACGGCUUCGGCGAUUGGGAUGAGCAGCAGGAGCGAGCCGAUCGGGAGUCGCUGCAGGAGAAGACGCAGCGUGGCGGCCAAGCAAUGCGUGUCAUCAAACACCCGCUUUUCCGGCCUUUCAACUCCACCCAGGCCGAGGAGUUCCUAGGCUCCCAGAGCCCAGGCGAUGUUGUUAUUCGUCCCUCCUCCCGAGGCCACGACCACCUAGCUGUCACUUGGAAGGUGGCACAAGGUGUGUACCAGCAUAUCGAUGUUCUCGAGCUAGAUAAAGAGAACGAGUUCUCUGUCGGCCGUGUCCUCAAGGUCGGUGGUCGUUAUACUUACAGCGAUCUGGAUGACCUGAUCGUCAACCAUGUCAAAGCGAUGGCCAAGAAGGUGGGCGAGAUGAUGCUGCAUGAGAAAUUCCAAGAUGGCAACAAGACCGAGACAGAUCAAUGGCUCGAGACCUAUACCAAGGCCAACCCUCGCCGCUCGGCAUAUGCAUUCUGCAUCAAUGCCAAAUACCCCGGUUACUUUUUCCUUUGCUUCAAGGCAGGCGAACACGCGCGACUUCAGAACUGGCCGGUCAAGGUGAUUCCACAGGGCUAUGAACUGCAGAAGAACCCCUACCCGGACAUGCAUGCUCUUUGCAACGGCUUUAAGCUGAUGUUCAUGUGGCUUGUCCCCCCGCAUCGCCACAUUCAGCCGCACCCGGACCACGACGGACACAUUGCGGUUCUUACAAACCCUCACGGUGCAAUUAUGGCGGCCAUGGAAGAGCUGGAGAUUCACAGCAAGUCUUACUUUGUACGUUGGAUCAAUGUCAGCGCCAACCACACCAUCUCUUGGAGUAUUCAACCGCAUAAGAAGUCCGUCAACUUUGGCAUAUUCAAACACCCGGGCCAAUCCUCUUCUCUGAGCUCCCAUAUCCCUGCCUCGGAUUCCCAGAGCACCGAUUCCACCGAGAACCUCCCCGCAACUGCGGGAGCUGCCGGCGCGCGGCAACAAUCUGCCGUUAUCGAGAAGCUGACGGGAAUUGGGCUCAAAAUAAUCAAAUGGACGGGCAAGUGUGAGGCAGACAAGAUCACACAGGGGACAUACGAUGUACCGCCUAGCGAAGGGGGUAAUUAUGCGCUCGUUUUCGAUAACACGUUCUCCAAGCAAAUCUCCAAGACCUUGACACUUGUUCUCCUCACCUAUCCGACUGGUCUCCAGCCACAUAGCUCUGCAUCGAUCGCAACCUCACGUACUCAACCAGGGGUCUCAACCGAAUCGCUGCCGCAGUCCAAGACCCGCCGACGUGGCAACAGUCGAGCCACGCUUAACUCGCUGCACAUUGACGUGUCGAACCUAAAUGUCCACACGGGAAUACUGCAGAAGCGGCGACGUAAGCGCCACCAGGGCUGGGCACGUCGGUACUUUUCGCUGGACUUUACUUCAUGCACCCUGUCAUACUAUCAUGACCGCAACUCGUCCGCACUGCGAGGCGCGAUUCCGCUCUCGCUAGCGGCCGUUGCGACCAAUGAAAAGUCCCGUGAGAUUUCUAUUGAUUCCGGUACUGAGAUAUGGCAUCUGCGUGCGAAUAACGAGCAUGAAUUUGGCGCGUGGAAGAGUGCUCUCGAGAGAGCUUCCUCCAAGGAAGUUUCCAAGGAUAAAAACCUAGCUGUCCCUCCUGAGCUGCGUCUCUACGCCCCAACGCAGCCCUCCCCGGCGGAGGAGAGUGAAUGGACCCGUGUUGAGAGCCUUGUCAGCCAUAUUUCUGGAUCGCGAGAUGCGAUACGCCGACUUGCCAAGGAUACAGACCCCAAGUAUCUUGCCUCGCCGCUCCCAACCCCUAUCGACCGGCCCCGUUCACGUGGCCGCUCCCCUAGUCCACAGCGCAGUACCCAUGAGACUGCUCCCAGUGAAAUGGAGGCCAAGCGGUCCUUCUGGAAGCGCAAGACAAGUGGACAGUCGCAUACCGGCAGCAAGCGACCACCAGCCACGACAACAAACUCCAGUUCCUCGCAGCUUGCAGUGCCUGCUAGUGAUAGUAAGGGGAAGCCUGCCAGUAUCACCAGUCACACAGACAGCAUGGAUGAGAUCCAUGAUCAUUUGAUGGCGGUGCUACGCGAUCUUGACCAUGCGGUCUCUGAGUUUUCCACACUGAUUACCGAGAGCAAGGAGCGACGGCACCCACCUCAGCCAUCUAUGGUCCCCCGGCGGAGCAUGGAGUCUGACAUGUCGCAGGAAUUCUUUGAUGCAACAGAUGGAAACGGUGACAAGUCUCCCCUCCUGACCAUCCGUGACAGCGACGACGAAGGUCCCGAAGAGGACCGGCCCGCCUCUGCUGCCGAGGAAGUCGAGGACGACGCCCCCUCUGACAGCGAUGGUGAAUCCGAUGCGGCAGCAACUCGCCAGGAAAGCAGCAGCACAUUGGGCCUGUUCCCAGCCAAAGCCAAAUCAUUGAUUCCGCUACCCCUAGACCCCGUAAAACGUCGGGCGAACAUCCUUGCCCCAACAGUCAUGCCCCCAAGCUUGAUUGGGUUCCUGCGCAAGAACGUCGGAAAGGACUUGUCCACGAUCUCGAUGCCCGUGUCUGCAAACGAGCCCAUGUCUCUCCUACAACGCGCCGCCGAGGUCCUGGAGUACUCAAAUCUGCUUGACCGCGCUGCCCAAUGCACAGACCCCGUCGAGCGCUUGAUGUACGUAACCGCCUUCGCAAUAUCCUCCCUCUCCAGCAACCGCGUCCGCGAGCGCUCCAUCCGCAAACCAUUCAACCCAAUGCUAGGCGAGACCUACGAGCUCGUCCGCGAAGACCGAGGCUUCCGCUUCAUCGCAGAAAAAGUCUCGCAUCGGCCUGUACAACUAGCCUACCAAGCCGACAGCAAAGAUUGGAGCCUCUCGCAGUCCCCGAUGCCCAGCCAGAAAUUCUGGGGCAAAUCCGCCGAAAUCACAACUGAAGGCCGUGUCCGUAUUACCCUACACAGCACCGGCGACCGCUACAGCUGGACACCGGCAACAUCCUUCCUACGCAAUAUCAUUGCAGGCGAGAAAUACGUGGAACCCGUCGGCGAACUCGCCGUCACAAACGAAUCCUCCGGCCACCGCUCCAUCUCAACUUUCAAAGCCGGUGGCAUGUUCUCCGGCCGCAGCGAGGAAGUCUCUACCCGUGUCAUUGACGCAAACUGCAACCCCUUACCCCUCGGCUUAUCUGGCUCCUGGCCCUCCUCCCUGACUCUCACUCGCGACGGUAACCCAACCGGUAACACUAUCUGGACAGCCGGUUCACUUGUCCCCUCCGCGCCCAAGCACUACGGUUUAACAUCCUUUGCGGCCACACUAAAUGAAAUUACCUCGAUCGAGGAUAAGCAUUUGCCUGUCACGGACUCACGUCUGCGUCCUGAUCAGCGCGCACUGGAAAACGGUGACCUCGACCACGCGGAGGAGAUUAAAGUGCAGCUUGAGGAAGGACAGCGUGCGCGCAGGCGCGAGAUGGAAAAUGCUGGGGAGAGUUGGAUUCCGCGCUGGUUUACGCGGGUUAGUGAUGACUCUGAUGGGGAGGUUGCUUGGCGGCUUAAGGGUGGAAAGGAUGGGUAUUGGGACGAGAGGGCUAGGGGGAGCUGGUCUAAUGUUGUUCCUGUGUUUGAGGAUUAA